GCCACCGCGCCCGGCCCAGAAAUGUUCUUAUAGAUUCCAAAUGGACAGUAAUUCUCCAAACCCCCUCCCACAGCUACUGCUCCCCACCUUAAGACAGCACCUAAUGACCCUGCCAGAUAGGGCCAGGCUGGACAGGCAUAGGAGAACUUACUCUCGCUGCCUGUGUCUGGGGCAGUUUCUGGGUUAUGCCUAAGUGCACACACUUCCUUGGGGUUGGGGGUGGGUGAGAACAGCCUUUGACCUGCAAACCUGGGUUCCAGUCCCCAUUCUGCCCUUGCUCCCCUUAGUCCACAAAGCUGCUCGACCUCCAAGCUUCGGUUUCCUUCUGUGGGUGAUGGCGAGGCUGGAGCUACCCCAAGGGACUGUCAUGGGGCUAAAUAAUGGAUGUGAAAGGCCUUAACCCAGUGCCAGGCACACAGCAGGUCCCAGAAAAAGGAUGUGCCAUCCUCUCACUUUCUGUUUACCCCACCCGUCCUCAUCCUUCACUGAGUGAGUGUUUUCCUGCUCUUGAGUAGCUACCCACAGACACAGAACCACCCAGGCUUAAGGCAACCUCUUGGGAUUCCGUGGCAACACUGAGAAAGCCUGUGUGGAUUUUUCUAUCCUCGCUCGUGUUACCUUUCCCACAUCUGGCCUUGCUUAGAAAGAACGAUGUUUGAGGCUGUUUGUUUAGUAGAGAGCUCUGUUAGCUGAGGAGGGACAGAUUAAAGGCCGUGGGGACAGCCAAGCCUGUCCAAGUCCCCUUGCCUGGUGUGGCUCAGCCCGGCAGCGUUGGGAAGGAGAGCACCAGGUGAAAGUUUUGGCGUCCUCCCAGCUCGUUGCUAAUUCGUUAUUUGUAUGAUGACUGAUGCAGUGCAUUUUUGACCCUCUCAGUCUCAACUUCCUCAUCAGGGAAACAGGAACAAAGGUACCUUCUGUGAGAUGUGCAGCAUCUGGCCCAGAGUAGAAGGUGAUGAUGAUGAUGAAGAUGAUGAUGAUAGCUCAGCCCUUAGAGAGCACUGCUGACAGGCCAGGAAUGCUUUAAGCACUUCAUAUUCAUUGACCCUCUUAAUCUUCUUGGCAACCCUAGGAGGUGGGCGCUAUUAUUCUUUUUCUUUACAGAUGAGGAAACUGAGGCACAGUGAGGUUAAGUGACUCUGGGCAGGAUGUACUGCCAGUGAAUGACAGGGCUGGGAAUUGGACCCAGGCUGUCUUGCUCCAUAGCCCCCGACCCUCAUCACUGCCCUCAGACCCAGGUGACAUUAAUUAUGUCAAGCUGUGUCUCCUCCCUACAACCUUCCCUGCACUGUUGGGGAAAAGGACACAAAGAGCAGGUGUUGCUUGUUCUGAAAAGUACUUACUUUUAAUUAAACUAAAAAUGUCCCUUUCGUGUUGUUUCUCUAGAGAGUCAGAGGCAGGGCAGCCCCUCCCUGGGCACCUGCUCCCUCCUUCAGGCCCCCGUGGGCCUCUCGGUGUGAUAUUAAUGUCUGAAGGCCUCCGACUCAUCCAUUAUUGAUGGGGCAUGGGUACACUGUGGGGAGAGGGUGAGAUUGAGGCCCAGGCAGUCUUAACAGCUCAGGAAGUUCUUUUUAUCCCUGUCCCUGGUGGAAAAGUGCAUUACAGGUGACAGGCGCAAAAGCAGCUGUGACCAAAGCUACUGCCAGCCGUGGGUAGGGCAUGAUUAUCAUUUGUUAUUGCCCCCUACUGAGCACCCACUUCUCAUUCAGGAUUUAGGAAAAAAAUUACAGCAAUGGCAACACCACUUCUCUGAUCUUGAGUCUUAGGUUCACGUCUCUCUGUUCCUUCACAAAAUGCCUAGCUGUCUGUUUCCUGCCAGUUAGAAGAAUAUGCCAGACUCAGAACUACCUCCCGGCCCGGCCCAAUGAGAUCUGUGACCUGCCCCCAGCCCUGUUGUGAGUGCACACACUUCCUUGGGGUUGGGGGUGGGUGAGAACAGCCUUCGACCUGCAGACCUGGGUUCCAGUCCCCAUUCUGCCCUUGCCCCCCUUAGUCCACCGAGCUGCUCGACCUCCGAGCUUCGGUUUCCUUCUGUGGGUGAUGGCGAGGCUGGAGCUACCCCAAGGGACUGUCAUGAGGCUAAAUAAUGGAUGUGAAAGGCCUUAACCCAGUGCCGGGCACACAGCAGGUCCCAGAAAAAGGAUGUGCCAUCCUCUCACUUUCUGUUUACUCCACCUGUCCUUAUCCUUCAGGGUUUCAGCAAGAUCCGCUUGUCCUGGCCCUCUUUGACUCAUUCCUCCCCCAUUUCGGUGUUGUGCACGUUGGUUAAAACUCUUUGGGGCAGGCUCUCCAAAUGUAGUAUUUUUACAACAGGAAGUGGUCUUAGAGCUCAUGCAGCUCAGAGCUUUCUGUUUGCAGUUUGGGACAGGAAGCUUCUGCACGAAGGUCCCCUGGCACCCGUCCAGUGCUCCUUAAGUGACUAUCUUCUUUCCCCACACUGAGUGCCUUGAUAGGGCUCAGAGGCUUCGCGUGAGCACUUAGCAUUUACUGUGUAUAUCUGAGCCAAGCAGGGACAGAAACUGUCUCACCGAUCCUCACGCCCUCUCCCCAUGCUCAGUGUCCUGAGUAUUUUCUUCUAUUUUUCAGAUGAAGAAACUGAGGCUCAGAGAAGUUAAGAGACUCCAUUGAGGUCACACAGCCGAUGACAGACAACCUUCUGUGCCUUCAUCAAGCUGGUUGCAUACCCACCGUGUCUCUGGCGAGAGCAUGAGAAAGAAAAAGCCCUAAUUAAGGAUCAUCAGAAACCACAGUUGGAGGAGGACGGCAGAGACAGCUUCCCUCCCCACUAUACCAAGACCCUUCCUUCGAGGUCCUUGCUCCUGAGGGACCCUGGACUGUCACAGCGAUUAAUGACCCCUUAUCUUGUUUGGAUGGGAAAGGAAAUCACUGGUUAAAGCUUGAUCAGGAGACAUUAUCAGCUCUUUAAGGAUCGCAGAAGAAUAGGCUACUUUAUUUUCUGAAAAGGAGGGAGUUCUGCUACCCAUCGUGGGAGGCCGCCAUCAGGGCUGCGAAGAUGGUGACCCUGCGGAAGAGGACCCUGAAAGUGCUCACCUUCCUCGUGCUCUUCAUCUUCCUCACCUCCUUCUUCCUGAACUACUCCCACACCAUGGUGGCCACCACCUGGUUCCCCAAGCAGAUGGUCCUGGAGCUCUCCGAGAACCUGAAGAGGCUGAUCAAGCACAGGCCCUGCACCUGCACCCACUGCAUCGGGCAGCGCAAGCUCUCGGUCUGGUUCGACGAGAGGUUCAACCAGACUGUGCAGCCGCUGCUGACCGCCCAGAAUGCGCUCUUGGAGGACGACACCUACCGAUGGUGGCUGAGGCUCCAGCGGGAGAAGAAGCCCAAUAACUUGAACGACACCAUCAAGGAACUGUUCAGAGUGGUGCCUGGGAAUGUGGACCCCAUGCUGGAGAAGAGGUCGGUGGGCUGCCGGCGCUGUGCCGUUGUGGGCAACUCAGGCAACCUGAGGGAGUCUUCUUAUGGGCCUGAGAUAGACAGGCACGACUUUGUGCUCCGGAUGAACAAGGCGCCCACGGCAGGGUUUGAGGCUGAUGUUGGGACGAAGACCACCCACCAUCUGGUGUACCCUGAGAGCUUCCGGGAGCUGGGAGAUAAUGUCAGCAUGAUCCUGGUGCCCUUCAAGACCAUCGACUUGGAGUGGGUGGUGAGCGCCACCACCACGGGCACCAUUUCCCACACCUACGUCCCAGUUCCUGCAAAGAUCAGAGUGAAACAGGAUAAGAUCCUGAUCUACCACCCAGCCUUCAUCAAGUAUGUGUUUGACAACUGGCUGCAAGGGCACGGGCGGUACCCAUCUACCGGCAUCCUCUCGGUCAUCUUCUCAAUGCAUGUCUGCGAUGAGGUGGACCUGUACGGCUUCGGGGCAGACAGCAAAGGGAACUGGCACCACUACUGGGAGAACAACCCGUCCGCGGGGGCUUUUCGCAAGACGGGGGUGCACGAUGCAGACUUCGAGUCUAAUGUGACGGCCACCUUGGCCUCCAUCAAUAAAAUCCGGAUCUUCAAGGGGAGAUGACGCAGUGAAGGGUGGAGGAUGGACGCACUGUCACACCUCUGUGUUUCCAGCCCCAGCAUCUUGCCGGAGCCGUUUCAUCCCGGAGCUUGGAGGGGCAGCCUCAGGUGUGUGCCCAGGCACCGCUCGCAGCCUCUUGCACCCAGCCAUUGGCAGCAUCUAUUCAGCAAGGUCACUAAGCUCUGCCAGCGUGGCAGAGCAUGUCUCGGAACCUGUCUUGAGUGGGGACAGCAUCCCCCCACCGCUGCCCCAGAGCUGGGGAGGCGCUGGGAAAGGUUCAACCUCCACACACUAAAAUCAUUUUAGCUCCCGGAGCGAGCUUGGGGAACAAAUGUGGAAGGCGCCUAUAUUCUGAGAGACAGGACAGUUUCCCAGGAAGAUGGGCAGAGACUUGAGUGGCGAUUCUGUCUAGCACAGAGACAUGCCAGGCGCUGUUGGCACCCGGGGCAAGAUGCUGCCCUUCUUUGCACGAAGCCUGGCCUCUCGCUUGGCGUGACAACCCUGUCAUCUUCUUCCCAAAACUCAUUUAUGAGCCACCAGAGGCUCCUACCCCAAAGAUUUUCACAGAAACUUGAGGCCAGGUGCCGUGGCUCACACCUAUAAUCCCAACACUUUGGGAGGCCGAGGCGGGAGGAUCACUUGAGCCCAGGAGUUCAAGACCAGUCUGAGCAACAUAGUGAGACUCCUGUCUCUACAAAAAUUAAAGAUUUAAAAAAAUUAGCCAGGCAUGGUGGCACACACUUGUAGCCCCAGCUACUAGGGAGGCUGAGGAGGGAAGAUCUCUUGUGCCCAGAAGUUUGAGGCUGCAGUGAGCUGUGAUCACACCACUGCACUCCAGCCUGGGCAACAGAGUGAGACCCUGUCUCUGAAAAAAAAAAAAAAGGAAAAGAAAAAAUCCCCAAACUUGGCGCCGUGUUUCUGACUCCUGCAGAUACCUCUUCCCAAGCAGAUGUUCCUUUGAGUAGUCCAUCUCGUGGUUCUAAUCGUGGCGAGAGCGGAUCUGACCACUUCCAUGUGCCUUUGUAUUUGGGAAAGAAAAGCAUGCAUGGGCUGAAAUGAAACAAAAGCCCUUACUUGGGAAAAGGGACCCCCACCAGCGGCCCUGCUUGCUCUCUGGCUGGGAACAUCUUUUCUGGUUUCCUGAGCCAGCACCUGAAUUGGAACAAAGCUCUGAGGAUAUUCAACAGCACCCAGCAGCGCGUCAGAAUGGAACGUACAUUCUCAUUCUCACACUCUUCAAUAGGGUGCCCGCAACCUCCAAAGCCACACGGGAGGCUGCCAGCAGCAUUUUCCCCGAGGGCCUGAGCUCAGGGUCAAGUCCCUGCUGGCCAUCUUGGGGCUGUCACUGGGGGUCUGGGCCAAGGAUAUCCCAGGAAUGGUGACUGCCACAUACCUCAUCUUCUUACUCCCCAGCUGUUAUCCUUUCCUUGUUAGCCUUCGUGAUUAUUUAUUGAUUCUUUUUUUAAUUCAACUGACAUUGUUGCACCCUGGCUCUGUUGGUGGUCCUGGUGUUUUAAUGAAACUUGCCUCACCCAGUAGCUGGGAAACGGGGGUGUGUUUAAGGGGGGUCUGUAGGAGUCCUCAGACGUGGGGUGUUGGGGGUAUCUAGGGCUUGGAUGGUUUGUGGAAUGUCCUCAGCAUCCUCCUGUUCCAACCCAACCUUCCUUCUUCCUCAUUGUGGACUUGGAUUUAUUCUCAGGCUAGGAGUCUCCAAAACUCUGCGAAACCUUACUGCUGCUGGGUGGGGAGUGGAGAGUAACAGAAAUGUGGGAACCAGUGAUUGUUGGCUCCAGUUACUAAUGUUUAAGCAGGAAAACCACUUUUCUUGUUGAAAAUAUCCCGGAAAAGGCCACUGCUGCUUUGAGGAGGCGUGACUUUUUCCUGGUGGAGUGUGACGGAGGCGUGGGGCCUGUGCUCCCAGGCGCAGGGGAGCCCCCUCUGCACACGGGGAGGGAGGAGCUUGGGGACACCAGUCAUGGGCCACAGGUGGCUUCAGGCCAUUCACAAGAGUCCCCGGAAGUUGCAUGCCAAGUUUGGUUUUUCCCUGAAUCUCUACUUAGGAGCAUUUUUCUGGAGAGAGGAUCUAUAGCUUUUAUCAGAUUCUCAAAGGUUCAGAAUGGGGAAUGUGUUAAACAGAAAACCUGUUUCAGCUUUAAAAUCCUCCAAAACUUUAAGAUUUUUUUUUUUUUUUCUGAGAAAGGCUGGUAAAUCGCUGAGUCGUCAUUCAGAACAUACAGCCACAGCCAUGUACGAGGUGAAGAACUCAGCAAAGGUUUGUUGAGUGGCUGAGUGACUCCAGGGGCAGACUCCAGAUCAUCAGACACUGAAACAGAGAGUGUUGCUAUCUCCUGAACUCUUCCCUUUCUCCUAAAAGCUGAGUCUAUACAGGGAUGGCAGGCUCGGGCUGAGCAAUCGACUUCUCUGGGUUUUGCUGUGCAGGAAUAGGUCCCUCGACAUGAAGAGGCAUCUGUGUCUGAGCCACAUGCUGCCUGGGUCGAUGGCCUGGUCUCCGUCUGGUCUCCCCAUCUCCCACUAGGAUGGUCAAGCUGUGAGAUCUCUUCCAGCCUCCAAAUCCAGCUUUGCCGUUAUACUGAUGAGAAAAUCAAGGCCACAUUGCAGCUGGGUGGGGAGUGGAGCGUGACAGGCAUGGGAGAGGACAGUGAUUGUUGACUCUAGUUACUGAUGUUUAAUCAGAAAAACCACUUUUCCUGUUGAGCACAUUUCCUAAAAGGCUGCUGCUAUGUAGGGGGGUGUGGCCUUUUGCUGGUGAAGUGUGAAGGAGGGAAGUGACGGGCAGUGGUGAACUGUCUGGGACAGAUAGCACAAGUCAGAGUUUGAGCAGAAAAAGGGUGUUACCGGCGCUAUGUUGAAAUUGUCUGGAGGCGGGCUUUCCCAGCAAGUCUCCAUUCAGCGUCUGGAAAAAGUGUAACCAGAAUGGAGGCAUCUGACUCUCCUGGGCUCUCUCAGCACCGAGCUCUGUCCGCAGGCUGCCUGGGUGGCCUCUCAUGCCCUCCAGUGCAGGAGACCACAUUUCUCUUUCCCAUAGCAGAUAGCUCUUAUGUUUCAUUGGCUCAGCAAUGGGCACUUAAUGGAAUAAAAGCCAGUUGUUGCAGCCAGAAUUAAAUGCACCAGUUUGGCUUAAACCAACUGGAACUCAUCCCUGGGGUGAAGGUGGCUGGGAAUUAGACAAGAGUGUGUAUUAGCCAAAGGGCAGUAUGCAUGCUGUCAGUAGGAGUACGACGAGCACUCGUGGCAGGCACGUAGUGCCGGGGGCUCCCGCAGGCCCCUGAAUCCCAGCCCACAACUCUUUCUACUCUACAGACAGAGAGUUCCUUGGAGACUGGCCCUGCGUUCAGGCAGAGAACAGAGGGGUCCCUGCCUGCAGCACCCAGCGCUGAACCUGAAGCUGCAAAGAUAGGCUGACGAAGUGGCCCAUGAGGUGUCAGCAACGUCCCAGCCGCCUGGGUCUCCCCAGUGAGUCAGGGCACUGAUUUGCUCUAGCUGGAGCUACAUGCACCUCGCCUGCCCUCAGCCACCUUUUAGGGGAGAAAGGAGGACAGAGUUAUAACCUCUGGUUCUCUGCAGGGAUUCUGGGCUGGAAGAAAGUUCAUAAAUGGAUGAAUGCCUUUUAAAACUCUGGCUUUUCCAAACAUCAUUCAGCAAAGCAUUUGGUUAGGCUUAGAGAGAAAAGCCAGAUAUGAGAAAAUAGAACGUAAAAUAGGGGGAAAAAACAGAAAGAAGGUAGAGAUAUCUGGGUGAUUCUUUAGGGAAAGGGCUGGUUGGGAGGCUUUGAUGGAAUCCCAUUCUCUGCCGUGGCCAGAAGGUGGUGCUAGAGGCCAGUCCCACCUGGAUGUGACUCCAGCCUCUUGGCAAAGGUGGAUUAAAACCACAAAGAACAUUUAGAACGGGUAUGUUUGCUUUGAAGUAGUCUGAAGAUAAAUAAAAAGGAAACCAAAAGAACUCUCUCUCCCUCCCCUGGCUAGGAUCAAAAAUGCUGUGUGCAGGGAAGCCCAAGCCUCAAGGGGCCACUGUCCAGCUAAAGACGACUGUACACCAGCCAUGCGCCAUCAGGAACCAGCGCCUGUCCUCGCCCCUGAGAACAGCCCCGGGGCUAUCAUUAUAUCCAUCGUGAACAUCUGGUUUGCAGCAAAUGUGGCUACAUGCCAUCAGGAUUAUCCUGCCCUGUGAACUGGGCUAGCCAGUUUUGAGAUAGAGUCAGCCUCCCCAUUUUUGUUUAUCAUGAAAACACCAGCUCCUGCACCUCUGGGGUGCUCCCUGACACCUGUGCAAAGAAAAAGAGGAAGACUUAGAAGAAAAGGCAGAGACAGGCAAGGCAGCAUCUCACAGCUUGUCAGGAUCAGGGCAUUACCGACUUUUUUUUUCUUACCAAGAGAGCACUGAAUUGCCUGUGGGCAGUGAGCCACCUUUACACCUGUUCUCCCUCCCAGCCCAUCAGGCGAUCCCAUCAUCCAGCCUCAUCACUCAGCUGCUUCCUAGUACAAAACUGCCAUUGGUUGCACGUCCUGAGCUGGGGGACGUCAGCUUUAACCCUAGCCUGUGUCAGGGCCUCCCCCUUCAGCCCCCCGCCCCUUAGGGUGAUCGCGGUUUCCUUCCCUUCCUCCUGCACAAUCGCUUCCCUUCACUGAAUUCCCUUCAAAGCCAAAGUUUCUUGAGCACUUUUUCUUGUGUGCAGUCUUGUGUGUUUGGCUGUUGGUGUUUUAAAAUUUGCUUUCUAUUCCCCCUCGCCUCUCUCCAUGUCGUUGCGCAGCUGAGCACUGGUUGGGAUGCAUUCAAAUAACGUUAGCAAGAUCCUGCUUUCCUCAGCCCCCGCUCUGUUUUAUUUAUUGUUUAAUAUUUCCAAUGAUCCAAAUCAAAGUGAAUAAAUAAAGAGCUAUUUUAUCGUU
Cercocebus atys (sooty mangabey) is the source of this 8934-nucleotide messenger RNA. RefSeq names its product ST3 beta-galactoside alpha-2,3-sialyltransferase 1 (gene ST3GAL1). The transcript is spliced from 8 exons. Lineage: Eukaryota; Metazoa; Chordata; Mammalia; Primates; Cercopithecidae. The record is from RefSeq and is a predicted model, not a curated record. The coding region runs from base 3011 to 4033 and encodes 340 amino acids. Gene Ontology annotation, molecular function: beta-galactoside (CMP) alpha-2,3-sialyltransferase activity.